CUUUGCUCGGACGCCUAACAGGUAGAUUGCCCUGCUACCAUUCCAAGCACAUAUUCUCGGGCGUGGGCAUCUACACCCAACUGCCUACCUUGCACUGCAAUUCACCUCCUGUCAGCAAACCCACAAUAGUGGAGUAGCUAGCUCCGCCGGAAAAGCUAGCGUACGAGCAAAUCCGAUCCGAAACCUGUUGUAGACAGACAUAGGUAUAGUUGCAGGAGCCAUGGUGAGGGCAAGGGUGGCCAAUGGCAAGGCUCUGAUGGUACUGGUGGGGGCAGUGCUCCUUGUCUGCGGCGGCGGCGGUCUGCCGGCAGCAGUGGCGAGCGGGCACGCGCGCGAGGAAGUGCACCUGGUGCCGGCGGUGUACGUGUUCGGCGACUCGACGGUGGACGUCGGGAACAACCAAUACCUGCCGGGGAACGCCCCGCUACAGCUCCCCUACGGCAUCGACUUCCCGCAGUCGAGGGCCACCGGGAGGUUCAGCAACGGUUACAACGUCGCCGACUCCAUCUCGAGGAUACUGGGUUUCAAGAGGAGCCCGCCGGCGUACCUGUCGCUGACGCCGCAGACGAGCCGCCAGAUCUUCAGAGGCUUCCGUGGAGCCAACUACGCUUCCGGCGGCUCCGGCAUUCUCGACACCACCGGGAACACCCUGACAUUGACCAAGCAGGUGGAGCUCUUCGCGGCCACCAAGUCAAAGAUGACUGAGUACGCCGGCGGCAAGGGCUCCGCGGCCGUCGACGCGCUGCUGUCCAAGUCCCUCUUCCUCAUCAGCGACGGCGGCAACGACAUGUUCGCCUUCAUCUUGCAGAACCGAACGGCGGCCGAGGCGCCGUCCUUCUACACCGACCUCCUCUCCAACUACACGAAACACGUGCAGACGCUCUACACCCUCGGCGCCCGCCGCUUCGGGAUCGUCGACGUGCCGCCGAUCGGCUGCGUGCCGGCGGUGCGCGCCAAGUCCCCGACCGGCGAGACCGCGUGCGUUCCCGCCGCCAACGCCCUCGCGAAGGGUUUCAACGACGCGCUGGCGGGAGUGAUGGCGAAGCUCGCCGCCGCGCUGCCUGGGAUGAAGUACUCCGUGGGGAGCUCUUACAACCUGGUGACCUUCUUCACGGCGCACCCUGAGGCCGCCGGGUUCAGGGACGUGGCCAGCGCGUGCUGCGGCGGCGGGAGGCUCGGCGUGCAGACCGGGUGCGUGCCCAACGCCACCUACUGCGGCAACCGCAAUGACCACCUGUUCUGGGACGGGGUGCACGGCACCCAGGCAACCUCCAACAAGGGCGCCAAGGCCAUCUUCUCCGCGCCGGUGAAGAUGGGCUUCGCCGCGCCCAUCAACUUCAAGCAGCUCAUUUCUUCUUGAUGAUCAUCGACGCACGGUCUUGAUCGAUUCAUCAGCCGUUAAUUUAAUAAUCGCGAGUCUUCUCUAUUUGAUUAAGAGAGAGGGAAAAAAGAUGUACUGCGCACGUUUUAUAAUCCUUUUGUAGAUCGAUGUGGAGAUGCAAUAGAAUCAUGCAUAGAGCGGCGGGGCGCAGCCUUUUGUUUA
Messenger RNA from Lolium perenne, 1543 nucleotides. Its product is annotated as GDSL esterase/lipase At5g55050. The record is from RefSeq and is a predicted model, not a curated record. Gene Ontology annotation, molecular function: hydrolase activity, acting on ester bonds. NCBI's taxonomy places the organism in Eukaryota, Viridiplantae, Streptophyta, Magnoliopsida, Poales, Poaceae.